GCGAUGCUUUAUAAGCUCUGGCCACACGUUGAGCAGCACUCAGUUGGCCAACGGUUGCCAGAGCGGGAACAGCUAGACUAAAUUGUAAUUAUACAAUCUAACAAUUUAGUGCAUACACUUUAACAAACGGAACUUAAACUCGGCAAAAAAAAUAAUACAGUGCAAAUAAUUAAAGAUCGAUAUGGAAGCGCCCGAAUUCAGAGAUUUUGCCAAAUCGAUGGUUGAUUAUAUAGCCGAUUACCUGGAAAAUAUACGAGACAGACGCGUGUUGCCGGAGGUGAAGCCUGGUUACUUGCAGCCCUUGAUACCGGAUGCGGCGCCAGAGAAGCCAGAGGAUUGGCAGGAUGUGAUGAAGGACAUCGAGAGGGUCAUCAUGCCCGGCAUCACACACUGGCACAGUCCCAAGUUCCAUGCCUAUUUCCCCACGGCCAACUCCUAUCCGGCCAUUGUGGCGGAUAUGUUGAGUGGAGCAAUUGCUUGCAUUGGAUUCACUUGGAUUGCGAGUCCGGCGUGCACUGAACUCGAGGUGGUAAUGCUGGAUUGGCUGGGCAAGAUGUUGGAUCUGCCUGCUGAGUUUUUGGCCUGUUCCGGCGGGAAGGGCGGCGGCGUCAUCCAAGGAACAGCCAGUGAAUCAACCCUGGUGGCAUUACUGGGAGCUAAAGCGAAGAAAUUGCAGGAGGUGAAGGCAGAGCAUCCCGAGUGGGAUGAGCAUACGAUCAUUGGCAAACUGGUGGGCUAUGCCUCCGCCCAGUCACACUCCUCCGUGGAGCGGGCAGGUCUCCUGGGAGGCGUCAAGCUGCGUUCCGUGCCAGCGGAUGAGAACAAUCGUCUGCGUGGAGAUGCAUUGGAGAAGGCAAUCAAACAGGAUUUAGCUGAUGGCUUGAUACCCUUCUAUGCUGUGGUCACCUUGGGCACAACAAACUCCUGUGCCUUCGAUCGAUUGGAUGAAUGUGGCCCUGUGGCCAACAAGCAUAAUGUCUGGGUGCAUGUGGAUGCAGCUUAUGCCGGCUCCGCUUUCAUCUGUCCAGAGUAUCGUCAUCACAUGAAGGGCAUCGAGACCGCCGACUCCUUCAACUUUAAUCCACACAAAUGGAUGUUGGUCAACUUUGACUGCUCUGCCAUGUGGCUCAAGGAUCCCAGUUGGGUGGUGAAUGCCUUCAAUGUGGAUCCUCUGUAUUUAAAGCACGAUAUGCAGGGAUCUGCACCCGACUAUCGCCACUGGCAAAUCCCACUCGGCAGACGUUUCCGUGCCCUCAAACUCUGGUUCGUGUUGCGUCUGUAUGGUGUGGAGAAUCUCCAGGCGCACAUCCGACGUCAUUGCGGAUUUGCCACGCAGUUUGGUGAACUCUGUGUGGCGGAUGAACGCUUCGAGCUGGCUGCCGAAAUAAACAUGGGUCUGGUCUGCUUCCGCCUCAAGGGAACAAACGAAAGGAACGAGGCGCUGCUGAAGCGCAUCAAUGGGCGUGGCAAGAUACACAUGGUGCCGGCCAAGAUACGUGAUGUGUACUUCUUGCGCAUGGCCGUCUGCUCGAGAUUCACCCAGCCCGAGGACAUGGAGUACUCCUGGAACGAGGUCAGCGCUGCAGCCGAUGAAAUGGAGGCCGAGAAAUAGAUGAAGGACGGACAAACGAAGCUGACAUGCUUAGGGAAUUUUUCAUACAAAA
This is a messenger RNA of Drosophila innubila, 1664 nucleotides long. RefSeq names its product aromatic-L-amino-acid decarboxylase. Gene Ontology annotation, biological process: amino acid metabolic process; catecholamine metabolic process; serotonin biosynthetic process. The coding region runs from base 182 to 1612 and encodes 476 amino acids. Gene Ontology annotation, molecular function: aromatic-L-amino-acid decarboxylase activity; pyridoxal phosphate binding. NCBI's taxonomy places the organism in Eukaryota, Metazoa, Arthropoda, Insecta, Diptera, Drosophilidae. The transcript is spliced from 3 exons. The record is from RefSeq and is a predicted model, not a curated record.